Molecule: messenger RNA, 3477 nt
Organism: Juglans microcarpa x Juglans regia
Lineage: Eukaryota; Viridiplantae; Streptophyta; Magnoliopsida; Fagales; Juglandaceae
Product: glutamate receptor 3.2-like
Exons: 7
Coding region: 491-3214 (907 amino acids)
Cellular component (GO): plasma membrane
Molecular function (GO): glutamate-gated receptor activity
Source: RefSeq, a predicted model, not a curated record
CAUUCAUGGUUAUUUGUGCAUUCAUUCACCAUCAUUAUCGAGGGGUUCUACCACUGCCCUUGUUCUCCAAAUUAUUCCCACAUCAUACAAGCAUGCUCCUGCUGAUUCGUAGUCCUCACUGGCACCGGGGCUCCUAUCAAUAUCAUACGCACAACAUGUGGAGUUUCUGUUGUCAUUUUUAAAGUGAUGUCAUGAGCUAAGUUGACUGUUCCCUCCCAACAUUCUUGGGACGCUCAAGUUUUUCCCUUGUGAGUGUUCUCUUUAGGGUCUGUUGUGUGUGCUCGCGCGUAGAGUUUUCUUUAAAUCCAAUUUUUCUAGCACUAACCCAGUUGAAUAUGAGAGCCGAAAGCUCAAUGAGACCGAAAGUCGUGGUCUAUCUUUCCUUCUUUUUGGAAUUGGUAUUGAUGGUGGUUUGCCUCACAGCUCUGCCUCCUAUUCCUUUCUGAUCUCUCUUGAAGUUUGAGUGGUGGGUUCAUCAUUUAGUAUCACCAUGAAUCUGGUUUGGCGUGUGUCAGUUUUCGUUCUUUGUAUUGGAGCAUUCACAGCAGGGGCUUUGAGACCUAAUGUCGUGAAAGUUGGAGCUAUUUUCACAUUUAGCACUAUCAAUGGGAAGGUAGCAAGGAUUGCCAUGAAGGCUGCCGAGGAGGAUGUAAAUUCUGAUCCGACCAAUCUAGGUGGAAGUAAAUUGUCUAUAAUCAUGCAUGAUUCCAACUUCAGCGGAUUUCUUAGCAUCAUUGGAGCAUUAAAGUACAUGGAGACUGAUACUGUAGCUAUAAUCGGUCCACAAAAUGCUGUAAUGGCUCAUGUACUCUCACAUAUUGCAAAUGAACUCCAUGUCCCGUUGUUGUCAUUCACAGCAUUGGACCCUACCCUAUCGCCUCUGCAAUACCCUUACUUUGUUCAAACAGCACCCAAUGAUCAAUUCCAGAUGAAUGCGAUUGCAGAUAUGAUCAGUUAUUUUGGUUGGGGAGAGGUUAUUGCAGUUUAUAGUGAUGAUGAUCAGAGCCGAAAUGGGGUUAUUGCUUUAGGUGAUAAACUUGCAGAAAGACGCUGCAAAAUUUCUUACAAAGCUGCACUUCCCCCUGACCCCACAGCAACACGAAGUGAGGUUAAGGAUCAACUAGUGAAGCUACAAAUGAUGGAAGCUCGAGUAAUUAUUCUACAUACCUUCUCCAAAACGGGUCUCUUGGUUGUUGAUGAGGCCCGGAAUCUUGGAAUGAUGGACACUGGGUAUGUUUGGAUAGCUACUACUUGGUUAUCCACUGUUUUGGACUCAACUUUACCACUUUCUUCCAAAACUGCAGACUCUAUCCAAGGAGCCCUGACACUUCGUCCACACACCCCUGAUUCAGAAAGGAAAAGGGCUUUUAUGUCACGGUGGCACAAGCUGAGUAAUGGUUCUAUCGGGUUGAAUCCUUAUGGUCUAUAUGCCUAUGAUACUGUUUGGAUGCUUACUCGUGCAAUGAAGUUGUUUCUUGAUCAAGGGGGUAACAUGUCAUUCUCUAACAGUGCACGUUUAAGUCAUUUUGGGAGAGGGGCUUUGAAUCUUAGUGCAUUGAGCAUUUUUGAUGGGGGCAAGCAAUUGCUUAACAACAUAUUGCAGCUCAAUGUGACAGGGGUGACAGGAACUAUCCAAUUUAAUCCUGAUAGAUCUCCUUUUCGUCCUUCAUAUGAUAUCCUUAACGUGAUUAAAACUGGUUAUAGAACUAUUGGAUACUGGUCUAAUUAUUCGGGGUUAUCUGUUGUGACCCCGGAGACGCUUUAUGCAAGACCACCCAACCGUUCAAGUUCAAGCCAGCAGUUAAGCAGUGUGGUAUGGCCUGGAGGAGCAACAAAGAAGCCUCGUGGGUGGGUUAUUCCAAAUAAUGGAAGGCAAUUGAGAAUUGGAAUUCCAAACCGAGUUAGUUACCGGGACUUUGUGUCGCGAUCGGGAGUAAAUGGUACUGAUAAAGUUCAAGGAUAUUGCAUAGACAUAUUCCUUGCUGCCAUAAACCUGCUUCCUUAUGAAGUUCCACAUAAGUUCAUUCCAUUCGGAGAUGGGCAUAAGAAUCCCAGCUAUAAUGAGCUUGUAAAUAUGGUCACAGCCAAUGUUUUUGAUGCUGCUGUAGGAGAUAUUACAAUUGUCACAAACAGAACAAAGAUUGUAGAUUUUACUCAGCCAUAUAUAGAGUCGGGACUAGUUGUGGUGGUCCCAGUCAAGAAGUUAAAGUCAAGAGCUUGGGCAUUCUUACGACCGUUUACUCCUUUCAUGUGGGCUGUCACAGCAGCUUUUUUCCUUCUUGUUGGAACUGUUGUUUGGAUUCUUGAACAUAGAAUAAACGAUGAAUUCCGAGGGCCUCCUAAAAAACAGCUUAUCACAAUUUUGUGGUUUAGCUUCUCUACUAUGUUUUUUUCACCUAGAGAAAAUACAGUGAGUACACUAGGUCGGUUUGUGCUUAUCAUCUGGUUUUUUGUAGUUCUGAUAGUCAACUCAAGCUAUACAGCAAGCCUGACAUCAAUCCUCACAGUGCAACAGCUUUCUUCCCCCAUCAUGGGAAUUGAUACCUUGGUGACCAGCAAUGAGCCUAUAGGAUUCCAGGAAGGAUCUUUUGUAGAAAAUUAUUUGUCCGAUGAACUCAACAUCCCAAGAUCUAGACUAAUUGCUCUUGGCUCACCAGAAGAAUAUGCUGAUGCACUCGAGCGACGAAUUGUUGCUGCUGUGGUUGAUGAACGGCCAUAUAUAGAACUCUUCCUGUCAGACCAUUGCAGGUUCUCAAUUAGAGGCCAAGAGUUCACCAAAAGCGGCUGGGGAUUUGCGUUUCCAAGAGGCUCCCCUAUAGUAGUCGACAUGUCUACCGCCAUACUGGCUCUAUCUGAGAAUGGUGAUCUUCAGAAGAUCCAUGACAAGUGGCUAUUGAGAAAGGCUUGUGCUUCACAGGCAACAGGGCUUGUAUCAGAUCAGUUUCAUUUACAAAGCUUCUUGGGGCUAUUUCUCAUCUGUGGGAUAUCCUGUUUUCUUGCUCUGCUACUUAACUUCUGCUUGAUGAUGCGCCAGUUCACCCGUCAUAUCCCUGAAGAAACUGAUCCUCAAACCGCCGGUGGUACCAGCACACGUUCUGGGCGCCUCCAGACAUUCUUAUCAUUUGCAGACGAGAAGGAAGGUGUGUGGAAGAGCAAGUCAAAGAGAAAACGCACGGACGGGUCACCAAAUGGUUAUUGGAAUGAAGAGAAUUGAAAUGCACCCUUCCCGUGAAAGACUCGAGUCAAGUACCGAUGAGACUCAGCUUCAUUAUCUCUCUCUCUCUCUCUCCCUUGAACCUUUCUACAGUUUUGAGAGAUAACAAUGCACUUAAAUUGUAUUAUAUUUCAUAUUAAGAUUUAUAUUAUCUAUAUUAUAUUAAAGUUUAUAAUAUUGUAUUUAUCUCUCCUAAUUAUAGAAAAUAUGUACAAAAAUAAUUCAAAAAUCUCAACUCAGUUAGAACUAUAGUUUUGUUUUUC